Stylonychia lemnae is the source of this 2385-nucleotide messenger RNA. The record is from the annotation of a GenBank genome assembly. NCBI's taxonomy places the organism in Eukaryota, Ciliophora, Spirotrichea, Sporadotrichida, Oxytrichidae.
AUGAUUAAAAAUUACUUAAUUUAUACUUAAAAUGAAAAUGACAAGAUUGUGAUAAGAGACUUUACAACUGGAUUUACGAGGGAAAUAUCUAAUGACUAAUUAGCUAAUUGCAAAAAAAUCCUUACUACUUAAGAUGAAAUGUUUCAUUUUGAAAACUUUGAAGAAUUGCUUAAAUAAAGCAAUUUAGAAGAUUUAAAUGAAUUAGUUGAUGAUAUUAAUCCAGAGGAUAUCUUUAUUAAAAAUGAUAAACAGUAUAUAUAUCUUAAUGGUAAUCGCAAGUUGGAUUGGAUCUAAUUCAGAACAAAAUCUGGAAACGUAUUUGAAAGAAAAAAUACUUUUUGUAUUAUGUAUAAUCGGUUUAAUGAAAAGCAAUACGUAUUUGACUAACUUUCAAAAGGCCAAAUUGUUUAUUAUGAUAAAAUGAACUAAAAGUUUUCAACUAUUGAGUUGACUGUUUAAUUGACUUAAAUGAUAAUGAUGCAUCAUCCUUUAAAAGCUAUUCUAAAUGAUCAUCAAGGAUAUUUAUUGGUUUAAUAUGAAUCUUUUUAUGCUGACAAAAUAAUCAUAGAUCCAAGUUAAGUUAAAUUAUUCAUUAAUGGAGAGCAAAACAUGGUUGGAUUUUUCUAAAUAGAUAUUAAUGAUUAAUCGAUAAGAGAUUACAGAGAAAUUUCUACCAAGACUAAUGAAGAGAUUAUUAAAGAACUUUAAGCUGAUGUAAAAAAAUAUUUUAAGUAUGUUGCAGGAAUUGGAACUGGAAUAGGGUUAUUUUAGAAUAAUUUGAUUGCUUUAGAAACAAUUGUUAAAUAGCUGUAAAAGAUGGAUAAACAGGAGAUACCAAUCCUUAUUUGCACGCUUAUUAACUAAUCCCCAUUUGAUUUUUCGAUUAAUCAUCCUAAGAACGUAAAUGAAAAAUAUGAUGAACUAUUCGGUGGCAAAUUGUUACAUUCCCCUGAAUCAAGUGAUUAAAUAGUAUCAAUUGAAUAUAAUUUGAUCAACUUACCUCAUUCAUUGCGAUCUAAUCCAUAAGAACUGAUGAAAGUCCUAAGCGAGACAGAAAGGGCAGACUACUUUGAAAAUAUGGUUAUCUAAAGUAUCAUAAAAUUCAAGUGGAAUCAAUAUGCAAAGUCAUUUUACUAAAAUAGAUUCUACAUUUACUUGAUAUUCAUGGCUUCCUUUAUUUUUGAUAUUUUCUAUUAAACCUAUGCUUCUGUCAAAUCAAAUGAUGGAGAAUUACCAGAUUAAAGUAAAGUUGAAUAAGAUUCUGAAAUUUAGCAAUUAAAUAUGUGGCUAAAGAUAUCAACAAAAGUAAUAUGCAGUAUUAUACUUGCUUAUUUCUUAGGAUAUGAGUUACAUUAGAUUAGAGUUUAAAGAAGAGAUUACUUUAAAGAUGGAUGGAACUAUUUUGAUUUUUCACACAUUAUUGCUUUUGUAGUAUACUGCAUUUUAGAUUUUACCAAUGAAAAUCAUGAUAGCGUAAUCUUGAUCAAAAUUCUAGUAAUUGUUUUGUCUUUUAUGAAACUAUUUUUCUUUUUAAGAAUUUAUGAUGGCUUCAGCUUUUUAGUGCAAAUGAUGGGAGGUGUCUUUAAGGACCUCAAAUACUUCUUAAUAUUCUUUAUUAUUUUCAUCCUCCAGUUUGGUAUGAUAUUCUUGGUCUUAUUCAAGGCUCAGUCAAUUGAUGAAUACAAUGGUGUCAACAAGCUGGCAUAUUUCUUGAUGGCCUUUAGAAUUUCAUCUGGUGAUUUCCAAUUAGAAGAUUAUCAUAGUUAAAAUGACGGAUUGGUCAUAUUCACCUGGAUAAUCUGGUUAAUAGCUGUUAUGACUUUGAAUAUUGUAUUCAUGAACUUCAUAAUUGCUGUUAUUUCAGAAUCUUAUGAAAAAGUGAUGCAGAAGUUAGUAGCUGAAUCAUACAGAGUCAAAGCACAUAUGAUUGUGGAAAGAGAGCAACUUUUCAAUGAAGCUGACUUGGCAAGAACAGAUUAUUUCCCUAAUUUCAUUGUUAUCAGAAGACCCUUAAAUACUUAGACUAAUGAAGCUGGGGAAUGGCAAGGAUUUAUUAAGGAUCUUAAGUAUACCAUAAGAACAUCUGCUGUUAAGUCUAAAACUGAAAUUAUUCAAAAUCUAAGUUAACUUCAAACUUAGAACAACUCGAAGUUAGAUUAAGUAAUAGAGAACAGCUCUAAAAAUCUUGCUAAUGAAGGUCUUGAUGAAAAAAUAUCUAAGUUACUGAAGUAGUAGCUUGAUCAAGCUUAAGAGAAUAACAAUAAUGAUUUUAAGCAGUUGAAAACUGAUGUUAAUGGACUUGGUGGAUAAGUAAAAGAGCUUAAGGAAGACAUGGAACUCAUUAAGAGCUCAUUGUCUCAGCUUCUUCAAAAAUUUAAUCAGUGA